AAAAAAUUUGAACUGAGGGCGGUUGAACGAGGAAUUAGUCGCGGCGGUUGUUGGGACAGCGCGGUGGCCGAGGUAGUUCUUUCAAUGUGGAUGCCACAGUUCAACAUUGUUGGAGACAGCAUUAUUUCUGGCAAAUGACAAUAACAGGACCUAUUUGUAUUCCUUUGCUUGGAAUUGAAAAGGAUGAAGAGAGGAGUAAUUGCUAAAAAGCAAAAGCAGAAUUUACCAGUUGCUUGUAGUAAACAAACUGAUAUAUCCACAUUGGCAACAAAUGUCAGCCAAAGUACCCAGGAACAAAAAGACCAUAAAGUGUCUUCCAAUGAAGAGACAGGCCACAGCCAUGAUCCUCUCGAAGAAGCAGUGAACUUUUUGAGGAAAAUUAAAGAUCGUACUUCCCUGAAGAAUGAAGUUUUGCAGAAGCACUUAUCUAGUGUGGAAAAGAUUGCCCAAGAAAGAGGCUUGACUCCAGAAGAAAUUGAUGCCUUGCUGAACAUAGCACUCAGUGGCAAGUUUGCUGAAGUGAUAAACACUCGACUGUUGAAGAACCUGAUUCCCAUUUCAGCAAUAACAGAGGAUUCAGUUGUUUCAGCUGUUUCAUGGCUUUGUGUUGGCAAAUGUUCUCGCAGUACUCAGGAUGAAAAACUGUGCCCCUUUGUCUGCCAUGUGCUGUGUUUGCUGACCAGAAGAGAGAAUGUGAAACAUUUCCGUGUGCGACGGCUCUUGGAUCUACGAGCCAAGAUGGGAUCAGAAGCUCCUUUGCAGGCUCUUCUAUUAAUGUAUAAGAGCUUUGCUCCAGCCAUGGUGACUCCAGAUUUGUUCCAAAGCACAAAGAUACGAUUUAAGAAUUCAGAAAACUUGUGGAAAACAGCAAUUAGUAACAUAAGACAACGCAUUUAUGGCAUUUCAUCUACAUCUCUGCCAGUUUUAGCAGGUUCUGUCCUUUUUCAACCCCCAAAGAAAAAAUGGAGUGCAAAGUUGACAAUGCCUAUGUGUAACACCAACUCUGCUUGCUCGGCUGAGAGCGCAAAGGCCAAAUGUCAUCCAGAGUUCUUCCCAGUACAGCAUCUGCAGACCUUCCCCCAGCUUUUGCAGAACAUCCAUUGUUUAGAGCUUCCUACCCAAAUAGGCUCAGUGUUAGGAAAUCGUCUGUUACUCCACUACAUUAACUGUGUCAGAGAUGAUGUUGUCUACCAGAGGAUGUACUUUUGGCUUGGUCAAACAUUCAGAGAAGAAUGCCCUUGGAUUAAGAUCGAAAACCAGCAAUGUGAACUGGAGUUCAAGGAUUUCUUGGGGAAAGUCUUGGAAGCUGAAUGUUUCUUGCAGGAGGGCUUCUCAUCUUGUGAAGAAUUUUUGUACAGGAGCCUACCAUUCUGGGAUGGUUGCUGCUGUAGGUCACAGGUCCUGCAGUUGAUCACUUGGAUCCCUCUCAGCACUUUCUCAGAAAUGAAGCCUUAUCUCUGCAAGCCAUUGACACAGCUGUUUUUCACCUCAUCUCUUUAUUUUAAGUGUAGUGUCCUUGAAAGCUUGAGGGAACUGUUACUGAACUGGCUGAAUUGGCACUUCUUGCAAGCAGACAUGACAACAGACUUAAAUGCAGAUGUCCUGGACACAACUCUUUCGGGCCUGGUUAGCUCUGUGGCAGAACUCAUCCAUUUUGUCGGCUGGCUUUCCACCCUUGCCCUGCACUUGGAGAACAACUCUGCCUUUUUAAUGCACUUCAUUCUGGAAUUCUAUGAAAUAGUAUGUGACACAUAUCAGAAGUAUAACCUCCCUUUGGUUGUAAUGCCUCCUGCUGGAGUUUUCUACCCAGCGCUGCUUAGCAUGGAUUCUGUCACAGUGGACCAUCUAUGCCACAUUAUGUUCAGGUAUCGAACCAAUUUGAUAGCUGCAAAACAAAAUCAACAAGCUAAAAAGACUUUGCUGCAGUUUAAGUUUAGCAACCAGACUUGCCAAGAAUACAACCAAUAUAUAACAAGCAUGGUGGGAUGCCUGUGGACCUCAAAUGUCUUCCAGAAAGACUUCCACCCUCAGGGGAUUUAUAUGGAGCCCGAAGUGCUGGAGAAGACCAUGGUGCAAGAAUACAGGAAGGCCUUGAAUAUAGUGUACCAUCCUGCCUUGACAGGGUAUGCUGUACUCUUCAUGCAGCAGGCACAAUCAGAAGACAAAAUCCCAGAUAUCAAACUAAUUCAGGGGAAGAGAUGGGACUGGUACUUGGAAUAUCUGUACUCCCAAGAGUUACAAGGCUUGAAACUCUUCAUUGAAAGUAGCAUCAAGCGUGUGUCUCAACCUUCUCAAACAAAACCAAACAACUGAAUGGGUAUUAAAGAUUGAUUCUUGUGAAUGGACUUCUCACCUCCCCUGUCAAAGCUAAAAUAUGGAUUCUAAUGGACUCCUGUUUCUGAGGAGAAGGAUCCUUUCAGUGCCUCAGUGCUGAUAACUCUUGGCGACAACAGUGGCAUGCAUAGAGAUUCUUGCCCAGCUGGUCUUUGUGACAUUAAACGUUUCAUCUUUGGAGAAAUGGUUCUUGGGCCUUGAGAGUACAAACUUGCUCUCAUGAAAGAAAUAGAGCUUGCCUCAUUGCUGUUGCUAAUUCUUUGCUUCAUUUUGGAAUUAAGCAACCUAAUUCAAUUCAUUAUUGGAAACAUUCAGGCAAAUUACAGCAGAAUUUCCCAGCAUUUGACCAUUCUUUGGGCAGAAAUUGUGAUACCAGUCUAGCCCAGCUAAAUGUCAUCUUUCAUUGAAAACCACAAAGCCCUUAUAAUGGAUUCAACAAUAGGUUAAUGCAGGUUUUUCCAGUGACUUGUAGAUAUGUAAA
Messenger RNA from Python bivittatus (Burmese python), 2815 nucleotides. The record is from RefSeq and is a predicted model, not a curated record. Lineage: Eukaryota; Metazoa; Chordata; Lepidosauria; Squamata; Pythonidae.